Molecule: messenger RNA, 2572 nt
Organism: Vicugna pacos (alpaca)
Lineage: Eukaryota; Metazoa; Chordata; Mammalia; Artiodactyla; Camelidae
Gene: PPP2R5A
Product: protein phosphatase 2 regulatory subunit B'alpha
Biological process (GO): signal transduction; protein dephosphorylation
Cellular component (GO): protein phosphatase type 2A complex; cytosol; nucleus
Molecular function (GO): protein phosphatase activator activity
Source: RefSeq, a predicted model, not a curated record
CAGCAGCCGGAGCUGCCAAGCCCCAGGGCCACGGAGAUGUCGUCGUCGUCGCCGCCGCCGGGGGCUGCCAGCGCCGCCAUCUCGGCGGCGGAGAAAGUGGACGGCUUCACCCGGAAAUCGGUGCGCAAGGCGCAGAGGCAGAAGCGCUCGCAGGGCUCGUCGCAGUUCCGCAGCCAGGGCAGCCAGCCGGAGCUGCACCCUCUGCCCCAGCUCAAAGAUGCCACUUCAAAUGAACAACAAGAGCUUUUCUGUCAGAAGUUGCAGCAGUGUUGCAUACUGUUUGAUUUCAUGGACUCUGUUUCAGACUUGAAGAGCAAAGAAAUUAAAAGAGCAACAUUGAAUGAACUGGUUGAGUAUGUUUCAACUAAUCGUGGUGUAAUUGUUGAAUCAGCGUAUUCUGAUAUAGUAAAAAUGAUCAGUGCUAACAUCUUCCGAACUCUUCCUCCAAGUGAUAAUCCAGAUUUUGACCCAGAAGAGGAUGAACCCACGCUUGAGGCCUCUUGGCCUCACAUACAAUUGGUGUAUGAAUUCUUCUUAAGAUUUUUAGAGAGUCCUGACUUCCAGCCAAGCAUUGCAAAAAGAUACAUUGAUCAGAAAUUUGUACAACAGCUCCUGGAGCUUUUUGAUAGUGAAGAUCCCAGAGAACGUGACUUCCUGAAGACUGUUCUGCAUCGAAUUUAUGGGAAAUUUCUUGGAUUAAGAGCAUUCAUCAGAAAACAAAUUAACAACAUUUUCCUCAGGUUUAUAUAUGAAACAGAACAUUUCAAUGGUGUUGCUGAACUCCUUGAAAUAUUAGGAAGUAUUAUCAAUGGCUUUGCAUUGCCACUGAAAGCAGAACAUAAACAGUUUCUAAUGAAGGUUCUUAUUCCUAUGCAUACUGCGAAAGGAUUGGCUUUGUUUCAUGCUCAGCUAGCCUACUGUGUUGUACAGUUCCUGGAGAAAGAUACAACACUAACAGAACCAGUGAUCAGAGGAUUGCUAAAAUUUUGGCCAAAAACAUGCAGUCAGAAAGAGGUGAUGUUUUUAGGAGAAAUUGAAGAAAUCUUAGAUGUCAUUGAACCAACACAAUUCAAAAAAAUUGAAGAGCCCCUUUUUAAGCAAAUAUCCAAGUGUGUAUCCAGUUCUCAUUUUCAGGUUGCAGAAAGGGCAUUGUACUUCUGGAAUAAUGAAUAUAUUCUUAGUUUGAUUGAGGAGAAUAUUGAUAAAAUUCUGCCAAUUAUGUUUGGCAGUUUGUAUAAAAUCUCCAAAGAACACUGGAAUCCGACCAUUGUAGCACUGGUAUACAAUGUGCUGAAAACCCUCAUGGAGAUGAAUGGCAAGCUUUUCGAUGACCUUACUAGCUCAUACAAAGCUGAGAGACAAAGAGAGAAAAAGAAGGAAUUGGAACGUGAAGAAUUAUGGAAAAAAUUAGAGGAGCUAAAGCUAAAGAAAGCUCUAGAAAAGCAGAACAGUGCUUACAACAUGCACAGUAUUCUCAGCAAUACAAAUGAUGAAUAAAAAAAGCCUGCCACUUCUGCUGGAUAGGUGGCUUUGUACACUUUCUUGAAAUAUGUAAAAAUUAUGAAACAAACCUCAUCAGUAUAAUAUAAAAGGCCAAUUUUUUUCUGGCAACUGUAAAUGAAAAAAAUAUAUGGACUAAACAUAGCCCUGUGCUAUAUCGUGGCCACAGUAUAUUGUAGCUUUUGUCUAAUCAUUGAUUUGUGUCACUUCUAAAGUUUCACAGAAAUGAAUUGAACUUUAUCAUCUGAUACUGAGUGAAAUAAUUAUGGGAGUGGUAAGAAUUAUGACUUGAAUUCUUGUUUUGAUUGUGUUGCACAUAGAUAUAGUAAUCUGCUCUGUAUAUUUCCCCUUUUAUAAUGUGCUUUUCACAUUGCUGCAGACCUUAGUUACAUCCUAGGGAAAAGACUGUUUCCUAAAAAUAAAACUAAGGUGUAAUUCUUACCCUUCCCUUCACCUCUCCCAGACGUAUGAUGGAGGGAAUUACCUGCCCUAAGCCUUCCUUCAUUAGAGAUACUACUCUACUCUGGAAUUUGAGCAAAAACUUAAAUCUCCAGGCUUUUUAAAGCACAAAUUACAAGUAAAAGCUGGGAAAGUAAACCAGAUUCUUUAGAUUGACCCUCAUGAAUAUCCACCUGCAACUCCCCAGAGUGAUGAGCACAGAUGAGUGGAGGCAGUGCAGUGAACACUUGGCCUCUCAGUUCAUUCCUCCUCUUCCUCCCAAAGGCUGAAGGCAGGGCCUUUCCAGUCCUCACAGAGCACGCUGCCCUCUCCAGUCCCUCCUGACGCAGGGAUGCAGGCAGGCGUCGAGACCCACAGCGUGGUGAUGCGGAGCGCUCCUUGUCACUGCCUGGCUUUAUUUAAAGGAAGUGCAGUAGGCUUCUUCUGUAGGGCUCUGAAAAAGCUGCCUAUAGAGAGGCCGUGUAUGUUUUCACUUGGUGAGGUAUUUCUCACAUUUUGUUAUCAGAGUACCAUUCCAGUCUCUUACCUUGCAGUUGUGUGGAGAACUGUUUUGUAAUGAAAGCUCUUCAUUAGGGAUUGAGCAGCAUUUAAUAAAGUCUAUGUUUGUAUUUUG